AUGGUGGAUGGGGCCAUGGUGCUGCCCCUGCUGCUGCUGCUGCUGGUGCUGCCCUGCCCCGCUCUGCAAGAUGAUGAGCUGAAGCCGAAUAUGGUCCACUACGAAUGUGUGUGUGAGGGCAUGUCCUGCGGGAAUGGAGACCGCUGCCAAGGCCAGCAGUGCUUUGCCUCCCUCAGCAUUAACGACGGUGCCAAGGUUUACCAGAAGGGCUGCUUCCAGGUCUACGAGCAAGGGAAGAUGACCUGCAAAACCCCUCCUUCUCCCGACCAGGCUGUUGAGUGCUGCCAGGGAUACCUGUGCAACAUGAACAUCACCGCACAGCUGCCUUCCUCCAAAGGGCAAAGCUUCCAAGGAGAAGCCGCGGGUUACAGCAUGGAAACGCUGAUCAUCGUCAUCCUGGCUCCCGUCGUGGUGUUGGUAGUCUUUUCUGCAGCGGCUGUGCUGAUCGUCCGGAGGAUACAGAAAAACCACAUGGAGAGGCUCAAUUCGAGAGAUGCAGAGUACGGCACCAUCGAGGGGCUCAUCGCGUCCAACGUUGGAGACAGCACGUUGGCAGAUUUACUGGACCACUCCUGCACGUCGGGGAGCGGCUCUGGGCUUCCCUUCCUGGUGCAGCGCACGGUGGCUCGCCAGAUCACGCUGGUGGAGUGCGUCG
This is a messenger RNA of Mesitornis unicolor (brown roatelo), 655 nucleotides long. Its product is annotated as activin receptor type-1-like. Gene Ontology annotation, cellular component: BMP receptor complex; plasma membrane. The record is from RefSeq and is a predicted model, not a curated record. Gene Ontology annotation, molecular function: transforming growth factor beta receptor activity, type I; SMAD binding; ATP binding. The transcript is spliced from 4 exons. The annotation marks the transcript as partial. Gene Ontology annotation, biological process: heart development; dorsal/ventral pattern formation; cellular response to growth factor stimulus. NCBI's taxonomy places the organism in Eukaryota, Metazoa, Chordata, Aves, Mesitornithiformes, Mesitornithidae.